GCCAGUCGUCGCUAUUAGGCUCUAAGCCCGAGGUCUGCACCUGUGUACGCUACCUAUACAUUGAGAUGUUCUGUGAACCUUCCAGAGCAUUUCCUAUUUGGUAGUACUAUACCUGACGCGUUCACCUUGAGUUUUCCCCAUCUUCUCUGGCAUGUUCCAGCCUUCCUUUCUGCUCCUUCACAUGAUCCACUUUCUAUCACUCACCGUAACCUGUAUCCCCGUUUGCCUCCCGGGCUACCGCCAGUUUCUGUGUGUGUAUCCUCGAACUACGAAUAGACUAACGCCCACUCUGGGAUCUUUAGGAAGGUCGGGUUUUUGCAGGUGGAUCCGUCUCGUCGGAACUGCGGGGCGGGCAGAAAAAACAGCCUUUCUCUGUUCUGGUGGGCCCAUUACACAACCCAGCAGGAAGACUUGCUACUCAUGUGACUUACCGUUUCCUAUACUGUGCACUUAAAGAUCAUAUAUUGCUGAGAACCGUCAUGACAGCG
Molecule: messenger RNA, 488 nt
Organism: Aspergillus saccharolyticus JOP 1030-1
Lineage: Eukaryota; Fungi; Ascomycota; Eurotiomycetes; Eurotiales; Aspergillaceae
Exons: 1
Coding region: 152-454 (100 amino acids)
Source: RefSeq, a predicted model, not a curated record